AAAUGCUACUUUUACAAACUUCUUACAACAAAAGAUUAUUUCAAAUAUUUCAUUAAACUUUGACACGAAUCUGUAUUAGAUGUUAUCAAAGUGCGUAUUACCUUUGCAUAGAUUAUUUUGAAUAAUGAAGGGCUAAUUGUACAUGUAUACAUGUAUGGCAUCUGGUACAUGUACAUAGAUCUGUACUUAAUCUGAAAAGGAUGCCCUUCAGUUGUGUACGGCAAUGGGGGACACGUCCGCUGUAUCUGUGGCGACGAAUGUUGCAAAAGGCGAGGCAGACCGAGUUUCAAAACAUUUGUACCGUCAGUAUGAACAACAGUCCGAGUUUUGUGACGUAACAAUACACUACGGUCAAGAUAACGAUAGGCGCCAGAUUCGGGCUCACUGGUGUGUCCUUGCCCAAAGCCCGUACUUCAGAUGUCAGUGGUCACUAAACGAAAGAAGACCAGAUAACGUGAAAGUUGACAAAUGCGACACGGAAGCAGUCCUGACAGCGAUUAAGUUUUUGUACACUGGGAAGAUCGGUAAUCAAGAUCUGGACCGCAUGGUCAGAGAUGUCAUCCAAGUGGCCAGGGUGUUUCAGAUUGAGAAGCUGACCGAACUGUGUGAACGCUACACUGAAGAGAUCGAUGUUUGCGUGCACAACUGUAUCGACCUACUGGACAUUGAAAUGUCUGGCAAACUGGACUCAUAUGACCAUAUAGUGACGUUUAUACUAGGAAACCUCAUGAACGUGAUCGACAUUCCUAGCAACUCUAAUAACAUAAACAAUGAAAUGAUGCACUUGAUAGUCACAAAAGCUGUGGAAAAUGGCAUUCGACGAAAUGUCAUCAUAAAAUUCUGCAAAACAUGGGCAAGUACAGAUGUCAACCGUCAAGACUAUAUCGCAAACGUCAUUUGGCCAAUUCGUGGUUACCAGGUCGACGGUAUAUGUUCUGUCUCUUCAGAGCAACCUAUGCUCUCGGACGAUUCUUUAGUCCGGGAUGAUAUACAAUUUUCAAGCGAUGGCAUCAUAGAUGUAGUUCUUGUAGUAGCGUACACGAAGAAAGACUUCGGGCGAUUUGACUUAACACGGAAGCUGUACGCAUUUGUGGUCCAGGACGACCGCUGGGGCAUGGUAGCCACGAUGCCUAAGGAUCCAAUCUUCUAUGAAACAUCGCUCUUUUGUUUGGAUACAAAUGGACACACUUUAUUCAUAAUUUGUGACACAUGUUUCAAUAUACGUUACUGCGGAGAUAAGAUCAGAUUGACUGUAAACAUAUUAGAUAUAGCAAGUGAGUCCUGGUCAGAACUGGAGGUACAGCUUAGAAUUCCCGACUGUAAGGGUGUACGUAUUAUGAACAUUGUGGCCUUUAACAGACAGCUGUUUUUCAUAGCAACUGAGAAGACCUCUGGUAAUCCCAAAGGUGUCCUUUUGUUCACAGGUUCUGAGUAUGAUGAUUAUGACUAUUCAACGUUGUUUAAGAUUAAACCAAGAUUGCACAAACUUAAUGACAUCAACACAGUCAUGGUAGGUGAACGUUAUUUAGUGGUUAUGUGCGUGAUUCUGCACGUGAAGGAUAAUAUGAAGGAGAUAAAAAUUGCUGUCCGAGAUAUAACUACAUGUGAUACCAAGUUUAUUAAAGACAAUCAUACUCAACGGGUUAACGAUCCAAAUAGUGUCGAAGAAAUAAUGGAGUUUAUGUUUGUUACUGCAAAAGGUGUUAUCAUUGCUCAUCCGAAUCGUCCUUCUUACAGACUUGUAGAUGUUGGGAACGCUACAGUGAGCAUAAUUGAAGGAGGAAUUAUGUCGAACGGCUGGAUUAAUGAUCAUAUCAAAAGGGUCACUGAAUCUCCUGGGACAAGUCAAACUAUUUAUGGUGGAAGUGGUCAUAAUGUUGUAACGGUUUUACAUGCACAGACGUCUGACUCGACCCAGACAUUACAUGUGUUUGACUUCCAAAAUAGGGAAUGGUGCAGAUCGCCAUCUUUACCCUACAAGAUUGUCUACAACAAACCCGUUCAUGUCAGGCUGGCGGCUUCAGUGUUUCGGCUAAAAUUUCCCGUUAUGAAUUGUAAACAUGAUUAAAUGAACUGACAAUAUGUAUUAGAAUUCUUUGACUGUCCACAAGGCACGUAUACUAAUGAAUUAUACUGACUUGUACAAACUGGUACGUGUGGUUAUCAUGAAAAGAGUGGACCGUGUAUGACUGUCAUGCGAUGUUACAUAAAAAUUAUGAUCGAUCGUUUGCUUCCAUGCAUGCAAACGACGUAUUAUAUAAUAAAACGUGUUUACCUCAAUCAUUUAUAAUGUAUACCAUUGAUUUAUCUUCUUUAAAUAUUUUUACUUUCACGCGAUGUCUUUGAAUAAUUAAGUCAGGCCAGUGUAAUAUUUUCUGACAAUAAUAGUGCAUGGAUGAUCAGUUGAUGUGAGGACAUUCAUGUUAUUGGUCAGUAACUUAUAAAAAUCGAAUAGCUUUCUAUUUUAAGAUUUGGUAUCAUAUUUUCAAAUCCCAUUUUUAAAGCAACAGUCAUAAUAAUUUUAUAUCGCUUGAAGUUUUUUCUUCUAUUAAACGCAUUGAUUUUUUCUUGAAUAGUUAUAUGUUGAAGUCGCCACAUUCUUCAUUGGGUAUUUGAAAUCAAGAGCCUUUCAUACACAAAGAAACAAAUAUGUAUUAAUUAAAUGGGAAUGAUGAUAACCUUUCCGAUCAUUUAUUAAGUAUAUGCGUAUUAAGUCAUUAACAUGCAAAUACGCUAUAGCAACAGUUUAUAUUCCAUAGAACAUUUCCGAAGUUUAUUACUUUUUAUUUUACUUUAUAACAUAGUUUUGUAUAAUAUCCAAGGGUCUUUAGGAAAAAUAGGGUUUCAAGCGUCUAUGAGCGCUCUUCAGAUACUUCUGAGCGGGACUUGUUGCGCUAGUAAAAGAAGUUACUCUAUUACAUUGGUUUCCGUCCUAUCUUACGCUGCUAUACAACGCUAAAUUUGAGAGACUUAACGAAUUAUAAAACUGUUCAUAUUCCAUAGACCGUUGCCGAAGUUUAUUACUAUUUAUUUUACUUUAUAACAUAGUUGAGUAUAAUAUCCAAGGGUCUUUAGAGAAUUAGGGUUUCAAACGUCUAUGAUCGCUCUUAAGAUACUUCUGAGCGGACUUUAAUUUGUGAGUUUAUGAGAUAUGACGUGUUGCGUUUGUAUUGAGGUUUACUGUUAAUAACAUGAGUAAAUAUAUUCAUCUAUUACUAAGUAAAUCUGAAUAUCUCCUAUUUGUGUUAAAACAAAUUAGAAUAAUAAUAUGAGAAUCUUAAUUCUUAUUUGUUUGUCUUUUCAUUCAUGUUUAAUAACCUUACACUUCAUUCACAUUGUCUCAUUUUACUAUAUGUAAAUUCCAUACUGCUUGUUAUUGUUUUUUCUUUAAUUUCUAAAGGCAAGUGAAUUCAUAUAUUAUACCAGUAAUGCUAUUAUAAGUAGGUCUCAACAGUCAGAAGAAUUUAAGUGGAAUUGACUACGAUUUAUUAUAUCUGUUUAUGUUUAGACGGGCAAGUACUUUUUAGGAAAACAUUAAAGUACAUAAACACUUGUUGAGUUGCCGAUUAAAUAUACUCAGAU
Messenger RNA from Dreissena polymorpha, 3582 nucleotides. RefSeq lists its product as uncharacterized. Lineage: Eukaryota; Metazoa; Mollusca; Bivalvia; Myida; Dreissenidae. The transcript has 4 exons. Gene Ontology annotation, molecular function: protein binding. The record is from RefSeq and is a predicted model, not a curated record. Bases 224 to 2068 code for a protein of 614 amino acids.